AUGGCAGCAUACUACGCUACUCCUUCAAGUUCCAUAAUUGCCCACACCUCUGCCUUGCAACCUUAUGGGCAAUGCUCUGAGCUGAGCGUUCCAAACCCAAACGUUAGCGUCUAUGAUUUACCAACGGACUCCGAAAAUGAAGCAGAGGUGGAUGAACUGGAGUCCGACACAGAUCCCGAAGACGAGCUCGCCGCAAGCGCCUCCGCUAACCAGAAGAAGAGCGGACGACGGCUUGGGGAACGUGUCCCCGGGACAACUCUACUCCCUCCUUCCAGAGUAGAGAACAUAGUUCAACCGGAUAGUACUAACUUUUCAGCCAGCAUUACGAUGUCGAAGGAGGCGCUGUUCAUUUUGUCGGUUGCAACAGAGGAAUUCAUAAAACGAAUGGCCCAAGCUGGCCACAGACAGGCGGCAGCAAAGCGUCGAGGGACUGUAAAUUACUCAGAUUUGGCGUGUUCCACUCAACAAUAUCAAGAGUUCAUGUUCUUGCAAGGUUUGUACGUCAUUCACACCAUACCUGAGCCGAUAUCCUUAGCAGAGGCACUUGACAGACGGGCAAUGAAGGAGAAGGAAGACUUGGAGGCCAAUCCAGCGAUGUCCACCACCCACCGACAGUCACCUCCUUUCAUAACAGUAUCUGCACCCCACUUAAAUGGGAAGCCAAAAGCCAAGCCAAGACCGUCAGUCGCUAAUGGCAGAGAAACGUCAAGUGCAAGUGCAAAUGGAAGUUCUAAGAGAGAGCAUAGACGGAAUGAAGACGGGAUGGAUGGUGUUGUGUCAAGAAGCCGGAGCACGAGAGUUGCGCAUGAGGAUCGAUAUGCCGGGGAAGAGCACGCGUCGAGUGACGUGGGCAAUGAAACAGGUGUAUAUCAGGCGGCUCCAUCACCGAGACAUCCAACCUCAGGCCUCCAGGACACGGGACGGUCACCUCACGAGUUUGCACCCAACUGGCCUGGUCAUUACACUGGCCCCGCCAGCGGCUUUCUGCAGGAUGCACAUGGAGGGUUUAGUCGAGGAAUUGCUAGUCAGAAUCCCGGGCGUACUAUUUACUCACAGCAAUCACGUCCAGAAAAUGGAUCGUAUCAGUAG
Messenger RNA from Suillus plorans, 1089 nucleotides. RefSeq lists its product as uncharacterized. The transcript is spliced from 5 exons. Gene Ontology annotation, cellular component: CHRAC; nucleus. Gene Ontology annotation, molecular function: protein heterodimerization activity. NCBI's taxonomy places the organism in Eukaryota, Fungi, Basidiomycota, Agaricomycetes, Boletales, Suillaceae. The coding region runs from base 1 to 1089 and encodes 362 amino acids. The record is from RefSeq and is a predicted model, not a curated record.